GGAGUGUCAGGUGAAUCUAGAGGCAGGUGGGAGUGGCAGCAUCUGAAGUGUCAGCAGAGUGCAUGAUGGGAACAUAAAAAGCAGACUGACUGAAUAAAGAACAACAGAAAACCAAAAUUGUCAUAGGCCUGUUUGCUUUGACAUUACAACAUCUAAACAGAAGUGUUUCACUCGCACUGCUGAAAUCACACUGACUUUUACGUUGUCGACUCUCCUCUGUAGCAGCCUGAUCAUUUGGUGAUGGGUUUUAUGACAGACAUCAUGUUACUGAGUCUCCUCUUUAUUCCAAGUACUUUGGCUGCUUGUCUUGAUUCUACAAACCUGUUGAUCACUGCACCAACAGAGAUGGAAGCUCUGAGUGGAUCUUGUUUACACAUCCCAUGUAACUUUAGUGACUAUAGAGUGACUGUCGAUGGGUUUGACAGCACAAGACCUGUGUUGGGAGUGUGGAUUAAAAAUAAUCCUGACUUUGGCAUUUAUCCAAACAAUGUGAUCUUCAACAGCAGUUUGACAGUUAACAUCUAUCCAAUGAAUAUUACAGGAAACCUGACACAGAGAAACUGCACCACUCUGUUUUCCAAUUUAAGCACAAAUUAUACAAACACAUACUACUUCAGAAUUAUGAACUGGCCGUUCAGAGCAACAGCUGUUUGUGAUCCUCUUCAAAUAACAAUUAAAGAUUCUCCUUGGAGGCCCAAUAUUACAAUCCCAGGUGAUCUGAAGGAGAAGGAGUCUGUCACUAUAACCUGCUCAGCUCUCACUCCCUGUCCACACUCCCCUCCUCAACUCACCUGGAAUCUCACACAAGACUCUGACAAUAAAACAAAGCAAAACACAGAUGGAAACUUUACAACUAAAAUCCAGCAGACCAUCACUCUGUCAGACACACAUGAUGGAAAGAAGAUCAGCUGCUCUGCCAGAUAUCCUGUGAACCAAGGAAAAGACACCAAGACAGCAGAGACAGAAGAGACUCUCAGUGUUUCAUAUGCUCCUAAAGACACCUCAGCAUCCAUCAGUCCAUCAGGUUUGGUGUCAGCAGGCAGCUGGGUGAACCUGACCUGCUCCAGCAGAGCCAAACCUCCAGUCAGCAGUUUCACCUGGUUCAAGAAGAGCAGAGCCAUCUCUGCUCUUCUUGAACCAGGUGAAACUGUGAAAGUAUCUGAAGGAGAGAUUUACAGCUUCAAUGUAACAGAUGGAGGAGUUUAUUACUGUGUGGCCACUAAUGAUCUGGGUAAUCAGACAUCAGGAGAGAUUCAUGUGACUGUUAAAGGCAAUGACAAACUUUGGCAACAUAUUGGCGUAAUCAUUGGGAUCAUUUUACUCUUAAUCUUACUCUGCUUGAUAAUCUUUGUUUGCUGGUUAAAAUCGAAGCAUCAAAGACAACAACAGACUCAGAUUCAAAUAAAUGAAAAGCAGGUUGUUGAAGAACCUGGAAGUAAAACAGAGGAAGUUGAAGAAAACAUCCAUUAUGGUGAGAUUAACAUUUUCAUGCAUGAAGCAUCCUCUGACUCAGUGCAGGACAGAGGACAGGAGCAGGAUACAGUGUACGCACAGGUGAAAGUCACCAAGCCAGAAAACAACUUAACACAGAGUCCUCGUGUCCAGGAGGAACUCUACAGUGAGGUGAAGAAAAUUUGAAAUGUUGUGAAAUGACAUUACUUCAGCGUCGACAUACACACGUGGAGCUUUUCAGUGGGUCAUUUUCACAGUUCAGUGAUGUUAAACAAAGAAACAACACUCUGCAGCUUUUCAUGUUCUGUUUUCAUUUUUCUUGUGUUCAUGAAAAAUCUGAAUAAACAGAAGUUUACUUCAAAUUUACUUCAAUAAGGAACUGGUUUCAGAUGUCAGCUGAUGCUGUUCUGUAAAACUGAAAAUCAAAACCUACACAUGCUGUAGCUUCUUUGUUUGAGUUUUUUUCUGCACCCUGCACUCAACAGUUGUGUCAAGCUCACGUGUCCCAGUCUACGCCUCUCCUUUAUUUUGACAUUCUCGUGUUUCAUGUUCAGUGUGUUUAGUUUUGCUUCCCUUGUGUCAUCAUGUUUAUUUGCAUCGGCUGUUUCCACUUCGCCCAUUACCCUUCCGUGUAUUUAAGUCUUCUGUCUCCCUUUGUUUAUCUUUUAUUUGUCUCAU
Molecule: messenger RNA, 2130 nt
Organism: Oreochromis niloticus (Nile tilapia)
Lineage: Eukaryota; Metazoa; Chordata; Actinopteri; Cichliformes; Cichlidae
Product: sialic acid-binding Ig-like lectin 7
Exons: 8
Coding region: 241-1638 (465 amino acids)
Source: RefSeq, a predicted model, not a curated record